AUGUUUGCUCUGACUGCCUGGGGGCUGCAGAUGUUAGGAAAUAAGACCAAGCAAUCCACGGAGGUAGUGAACCCCUUCCUAGAGAUUGGCGGCUCGGUCUUCGAAGCGCACUUCUCCUCGGCCCAUGUCAUCAUGGAUUCAGCACUGAUGCGCGUUAUGGAUUCGAGCAACCGCGUGGCAGAGGAGUACCGGCAAAGAUAUGGAUCGGUUGGACAAGAACCGGGAACACAGGGAAGGCGAGGGGGAACCUGGCCUACGCUUGAAUUCCGCGUAGACUCCUGCAGCUCUGUUGGGACCAGCCUGCUCUUAGACAGCCGCCGCGGUGGGUGUAAUGCCCGGGAGCCCCUGGAAGAGUCUAGGCCAAAGAGCCGAAGAGAUAUUGCAAGCGCAGGGCCAGCUCACGUCGACACAUCGGCCAGUCAUGCGUUUGCUGAAGAUCUCGCCUGGGACUGGCCUGGACAUGCCCAGGGCAAAGACGGCCGAGGCAGGAUGCCAAAUUUCCUGCUAUUGGUGGAGCUGCUGCUCGCGCGCGAGCUUUGCUCAGCGCCGGCCGAGAUCCUUUCCAGGAAAGAGUUCACCGUUGGCCGUAAGGCGGGCCGCUGCGUUGUCAUCCGCGCCGACCGUCCACGCUCCGACGAAGCACGACGCGACCCGGCAGUCCACUGCGGCAGGAAAGUCUUGGGUGCCGCGGAAGGCUUCUCUCGCCCCUUUGCCGUGGCUGCAGUCAUGCUCAUGGAGGGCGUCUUCUUCAAGCAGUACAUCGGCGCGGAGACACCUGAGCCCCACAAGCAGCUGGUGGGAGAUGCGAUGGCAGGCGGUGUGCCAGAUCCCGGCGUGCCGCAACCGCACGCCAUCUACGUGGGCUACAACGAGCGGACCAAGCUCGUCGACCCACACAAGCAGUACGUCGUCGUCGUGAAAGAUGUGCCUGAGGCAAGCCUGCCCAACCCAGAUGAGGACAGAGUCAUCCAUCCGUCUGAGCACUUCUAUGCAUUAAUGGACUGCACUGACGAUGCCGAUGCGGACCGCCGCCUCAUGCGCGAGGUUCUCAGACAUACCGGUCUCGCUGCAUCAGAAUACCCCGAAGCGGAAAUGAGGGACCUGAGCCGUCGCAUAUAUCAAAACUGGUCCGGGGUGGCAGCCGAGCAGCUGAGCUUGGCAGAAGUGCAUCUUCUGAUCUAUCCCCGGGGCUUCUGGCACGAGGAGCCCGUGCAAAUGCAUCUACUGCAGGAGUUGUGGAAGCAAGUUGGUCUCGAUGAAGCUCAGCAAGGCCUCGCCAUGCACGUUUUGCAGAGCGAAGCCGCCCAGAAGGAGCUGCACAGCAGGACGAGGGACUUCUGCGUGGUCCCCUACCUGGCGGCGAUGGUGGUUCUCAUUCGCAGCGACCCGGAGAACCGUGAGGAAUACUUGGAGAACCUGUGCUCGCUCAUGGGAAUUCCAAGCCGUUUACACUGGGGCCUGAUGCUUCUCCUCUCUUCUCUCCACUUCGCCGAUGAGGUGGCCGAGCUGCUCGUGAGCGUGCUGGAGGCCAAUGCAGUUGGUUCAUGUGCCGUGGGCUUUCGCCCUGAUCUGCCUCGGGCGUCGAGCGCUGUUCUGGAGGCCUCUCAUGCAGAACACGCGCAGCUUCGAGUGGUGCUGUGGUCCGGCCACAUCUUUGCCUUCGAUGGCCUCCUUGCCAGCUUGGAAGCGGCAGAGAACAUGGGAAUGGCCUCAGAAGCAGUGAUCCUCUCCUACGCGGUGGCGGGCAGGUGGGGUGCAGCGAGACAGCAGUGCGAACAGCUCCAGGAGUCGCUGGGCCUGGGUAGUUCCCUGUGCCUGGGUUCGGCGGCCGACGUUCUGAUGGACUGGUGUACUUCCAUGGGCAUAGGCACUGAGACGGGCUGUUCGAUCCACGACGUGCGGCAGACGCUUCAGAAGCUGCGACGUGAGGUGCCAACUCUCCGGACUGCUGAUCUGCUAAUCUGUGGCUACCCCUACGCUCUCUGCCCUAUCUUGGGCACGAGUGGAGAGUUGCGAGACGUCCCGAUGCUGGUACUCGUCCAUGGCGCUGGGUCUCUGGCCGAGUAUGCCGACGAAUCGAUCACGCCCUGGAUUCUGGGGACCUUCAAACGCUGGAUUACGUCUGACCCAGCACAGCCCACGAAAGGCGCGACAGCAAUGGCAAGUCGGAAAGUUGUGUUUAAUGAUCGAUUGGACCUGGUUUUGGCACGGGCAGCCUUUGGCGAAGCAUCGCAGCCACAACUGGUGGAGUUUGGUGCCCGAUAUGUUUUGCGACUGGCCGGCGGCGUCCAGUGCGAUCGUCGUCUCGGAGAUCCCAGACGUUUAUUGCUUUGGAGGUCGCAGUCCACAUUCCCAGCGCUGGUAGCUCUGGGCAUCGAAAGACUGUUCACGCAAGUGGUUCGAAGCAUCGAUUGGUCUGUAGAGCAGAUGCCGGUGGCGGAAGUCCGCGAGUUUCAUUAUCCGGAUUUGCAGGACUUCUCCGCGGUGCUGCAAAUCCCUUGGGACUUCGGACUCGUUUCUUUUCAAGAGGUUCUCGCUUUGGGUCUGCCAGUGCUGAUGCCCUCAAGUCAAUACAUGCACGCGUUGAUCACAACUGUUUUCUUGGCCAGGUCCAACCUGACGGACUGGAACGAGAAGUGGAAGAGGCGGUUCCUUCAACUGGUCCCCGACAUGUGGGAGGGCUUCGUGCCUCCCGCAUCCAACCGGACCUUGGGGAUUGCAGAGAGGCCGGAAUUGAGGCUGGUGGAGCAGGUGUCAUCGUGGUGGAGAUACACCGAGUUCGAGACGAACCGCUGGGUCAAGCGGUUUCGCAACUUGGCGGACCUGAACACGCUGCUCAAAGUCUUGGACCCAGGGGCGCUUUGCAGUCGGCUUCGACAGGAAACGGCAUACAAGCUGCGGCAAAGCUUGCGAUUUCAUCAACAGCUGCUGACAGACAUAUGGCAGGCAAAAUGA
Molecule: messenger RNA, 2955 nt
Organism: Symbiodinium sp. CCMP2592
Lineage: Eukaryota; Dinophyceae; Suessiales; Symbiodiniaceae
Source: the annotation of a GenBank genome assembly